AUGCGACGGCGUUCAGACUCAUGGCUGAAUGCGACACAAAUUCUGAAAGUUGCGGGGGUGAUGAAGGCAAGAAGAACCAAGACUCUGGAAAAAGAAGUUGCCGCCGGUGAGCACGAGAAAGUACAAGGGGGCUAUGGGAAAUACCAAGGAACCUGGGUCAAUUAUGAGAGAGGUGUUGAACUGUGCCGCCAUUAUCAUGUUCUUGAACUCCUGCGCCCUCUUCUUGAGUAUGACAUGGGCCAGGACGGUACUGGGCCCGCGGGUCGCGGAGCUGUGGAAACUCCGACCAAGGAGCAAGCGAUGGCCGCGCAAAGAAAGCGGCUCUACCGGACAAUGGACGGGCAAGGAAUGAGUCAAACCCAGCAGGGCACUUACUUCCAAAACAUUUCACGCACAGCCGUUAGUGCUGUAAAUGCGAUAAACAAGGCUCGGUUCGAUUCGCCCUUGGGGAAAGGACCAGAUGGCCGACGUUCAAGCAUGAAGGUACCUUCCCAUGUGGGCAGUCAAGAGUCGCAGAUUCAGUCCGGAAGCCAGCAGAGCUUGCAUAGCAUUGCGUCGGACAGCGGCUUUGGUAGUAACAUGCAAAAUAGUCAGCAGGCAGGCCUUCUUGAACAUGCCGAUGAACCGUUAGAACCUCCUAGGAAACGAAUGCGCUCGCUAUCUGCUCAUGAAAGAUCGUUCCAGUCGCCAAAUGGCAUUGGCCCUAACAGUUCUCUGAUUGAACCGUCGCCGACUGAGCCAAACGACUCGUUUUAUCAAGUGCAUCCUGGGGCUGGGUUGCCAGGUGGGUCAGCACGGGGUCUUCAUCAUCUUCCUGCUGCCACCACCCCAGACAGGUACCAAAAAAUGAAACUUGUCAUGACUUUAUUCUUGGAUAAACGCGCCAAGGAUUUUUCUAACCAUCCCGCUUUUCUUAAUCUAUCUGCCGAGGAUUUGGAGAUUCCCUUGGACAAAUACUACAACAGUGCCUUACAUUGGGCUGCCAUGCUUGCUCGGAUGCCUUUAGUCCAUGCCCUCAAGGCCAAAGGUGUUAGCAUUUACCGUUUGAAUGGUGCUGGAGAGACGGCUCUGCAAAAGGCGGUUGGAACUAGGAACAAUCUCGAUUAUCGCAGUUUUUCCAAGUUACUGCACGUAUUAAGUCCUACCAUUGAGAUAGUUGACUACCAUGGGCGUACCGUUCUUCACCAUAUCGCCAUGAUGGCUGCGACCGGUGGUGGAGGGCAUGUUGCCGCAAAACAUUAUCUAGAAUCCCUGCUUGAGUUCAUUGUGCGCUAUGGCGGACCUGCAGGGUCUAUCAACGCAUCUGCCAAUGGCUCUAGCGAUCAACCAACGGCUGGGGUGAUAGGUCUGGGCAAAUUUAUGUCUGAGAUGGUAAACAUUCAAGAUGACCAGGGUGAUACCGCCUUGAAUUUGGCUGGUCGUGCGCGGACUGUUCUUGUCCCCCAAUUGCUCGAAGUCGGUGCAAAUCCCCAUAUAGCGAAUAACACAGGACUCCGCCCGGCAGACUAUGGAGUCGGGGUCGACAUGGUCAAUGGCGGCCUGUCGGGGCAGAAUGGGGAUUCGGAAUCGUUUGCUAAUCGGCUUUCUAAAACUCGACGAGAGUUACUUGACUUAACUAUUUCCCAAGUCUCAUCCCUCGUUGAACAAUCAUUCAGUAGCAUCGAUAAUGAAUAUUCGUCUGGUUUAGGAAAGAAGCAAGAAGAAUUCGAACACUGGCACAAUAAAAUCCGUGAAAGUGCGAAAGCUAGACAGAUUGAACAAAAGCAAUUAGAUGAAUUGAAGCAGAGAGCCCGAGAUCUCGUCGAACUUGAUAGGCAAAUAAAGAACCUCGAGCGCUCAUCAGAAGAACUGACUGCACUCCUUAAGUCGAUCCAGGGUGAUCAGUUUAACAAGAAAAUUUUAAGUAUUGGAAAUGCUGACGAUGCUCUUGGGUUCGACAUGUCUCAAUUUAAUACUCUUUUCCCGGAUGACUUUGACAUCUCAACGACAGCCAGGUUUUCGGACCAGCAAGUUGCAUUCCUCCAGUCACUCCCCAGUGUUGAAAUCCUAACAUCCCAGCUUGGAUGUUACCGCGAGCACAACGCUGAAAUAUGCAAAGAAGUGGAGAGUCUGAAGUCGAAAAACGUCGUCUUAGGCGAGAAUUAUCGGCGGAUGGUCAUGGCUUGCACAGGGUGGACUGAGAAACAGGUGGACGACGCAGCAGAUGGCCUGACGGAGUGCAUCAAAGAUUUAAAUGAGCAUCCCCUACCAGAGGACGUUGCGAUCGAAAUCCUUAUGAAGGAUCGCGGGCAGGACUGGUAA
This is a messenger RNA of Histoplasma mississippiense, 2301 nucleotides long. RefSeq lists its product as hypothetical. The record is from RefSeq and is a predicted model, not a curated record. The coding region runs from base 1 to 2301 and encodes 766 amino acids. Lineage: Eukaryota; Fungi; Ascomycota; Eurotiomycetes; Onygenales; Ajellomycetaceae. The transcript is spliced from 2 exons. Gene Ontology annotation, cellular component: SBF transcription complex; MBF transcription complex. Gene Ontology annotation, molecular function: protein binding; DNA binding; transcription coactivator activity.